CGCCCCUUUUUGCGGUCCCCGCUCCGGCUCGGUGCCCCGAUGCACCUUCUCCAGGCGCUGUCCAGUCGGAUGUUGGUGCUGGUGCUGAGCGGAAUCCUGGGCAGCUGCUCCGGCACUCGGGUUUUGAGCGGUCAGACUGUGUGCUAUGGCGGAUCAGAGUACCCCUGCUACAAGAUCGCCUACUUUCAGGACCUGAGCAGGCGCAUUGGCUUCGAGGAGGCGAGUCAGGCCUGUGAGAUGGACGGCGGUACCCUGGUCAGCAUCCGCUCAGCCGCCGAGCAAAGGCUGAUCGAGAGCCUCCUGCAGGACCUCACCAAAUCGGGCUCUGGGCUCUCGGAUGGAGAUUUCUGGAUUGGAUUGAGGAGGAGCGGCGAGGGACAGUCGCACAACACGUUCAGUGGCUGCCCCGCCCUCUACAGGUGGACCGAUGGAAGUGCAGCAAAGUUCAGGAACUGGUAUACAGACGAGCCUUCCUGUGGUAGUGAGGCAUGUGUGGUGAUGUACCACCAGCUGACAGCUCAGCCUGGGCUUGGUGGCCGCUACCUGUACCAGUGGAAUGAUGACAGGUGUAACAUGAAGCACAACUUCAUCUGCAAGUACGCAUCAGGCGGCUUCUUGAGUAAUGAAUCCAAGGAUCGUGUGGAGCCAGAUUAUGUUUCAGAAAACGUGUCCACGGGGCCGGAAGUCAUGGUUCACCCACCCAGUAAUUCCGCUGAUGACCAACACCACAUGGUCGUGACAGAAUCAUCAGGGAUAAUGCCCAACGUGGUGUACGUCAUCAUUCCCACAAUUCCACUGCUGUUGUUGCUGGUGGUUGCCCUGGCAACCUGCUGUAUCCAGAUGCUGAGCAGAAGUAAAGACCGAUCGAAGAGCAGCCCAAACGAAUCGACUCUCUGGAUAUCCCCAGCUCCAAAGAAGGAGGACCUGGCUAACGUUUAGUGACCCGCAGGCCGGACUUAACCUGGGGAAAAGAGACAAGCAGCGACCUUAGCAACAUAUACCCAAUCCCAACCACCCGAGAAGCUGAUUGCAGACCUCUCAGAGAAUGUGUGCGAUGGCAAGAGAGGUUUGAGAAAAGGACCGAGGAACAUUUCAACCAGCCCAUCAAAAGAAACAGGAAGCCAAAACCCCCUUCCUCUUCUCAAUUUUUCUUUUCAUUGCCGUGUUAAGAAUGGAAUAAAGGAUGGAAGAGAUGUGGUCGCUGUGGGGAGUGACAGUGGGGCCAAUGAGCGCUGCUAGCACGCAGCUUUUGGACAAAUUGCAAGAGGCAGAAUAAAACAAAAGACAGGCCUGAGUUCUAGACUGAAGGUCUUGGCAGAGAAUGGACUGCUGAGGGGGGUUUGAAAACUUUUUUGAGUGGGGGUGGGGAUUGGAAUGGGGCAGUAAACAUGUUCCAGUUUAGCAGCAGCGAAUGGCUUUAAAGCAGUGAAGCAUUAUCAUUACUUCAACGCCAAACUCCUGGUGAAGAAGCCACAGUCAAUUACCCCGGACACUAGCGAUAACCGUGACUAACAUAAAGUGGAAUGAGAAAGUCCAAUUCUCCUUUUCUACAGAUUAAGAUAAGCAAAACCGGGCCUAAUUUUUUUUCCUCUCCACUUGACCAGGAUGAGUAUUUCAGUUUUUGGCAUGUUUAUUGCUUCUUGUUUGUUAAAAAUUGUUCGCUUUGUGCUGGGAAGAGGGGGAAAAAGGUGAAAUA
Molecule: messenger RNA, 1696 nt
Organism: Carcharodon carcharias (great white shark)
Lineage: Eukaryota; Metazoa; Chordata; Chondrichthyes; Lamniformes; Lamnidae
Gene: chodl
Product: chondrolectin
Exons: 7
Coding region: 40-939 (299 amino acids)
Biological process (GO): positive regulation of axonogenesis
Cellular component (GO): cytoplasm
Source: RefSeq, a predicted model, not a curated record